Molecule: messenger RNA, 1646 nt
Organism: Drosophila navojoa
Lineage: Eukaryota; Metazoa; Arthropoda; Insecta; Diptera; Drosophilidae
Gene: Tsp47F
Product: Tetraspanin 47F
Cellular component (GO): plasma membrane
Source: RefSeq, a predicted model, not a curated record
GUCAAGUAGUUGAACUUUAAAGGUAAAUACGCUCACCUCACGGUGUAAGUAACUAUUCAACUCGCACUUUCUGCGCACCUAAUGAGUGCAAUGACUUGUUACCCACUUGGGCCGGCGCUUAGCGGAAGCCGUAGGCGACCCAGAAAGCCUUGCGCUAGCGUCUGGAAACUUUGGUCAAAGUUGUAGGAGCCGCAAACACGGAGGCGGCACUAUAAGGCAGUUUGAGUGUAUGUGUGUGUGUGUGAUUCAAUGAAAUGGGUUACAAAGCAUAAGAACCCGGAGCACGCUCCCUCCUCCGAUUCCUGGUCGAUAGCGAGGCGGCCUAAUCACCUGGCCUGAAUACGGGUUUUUCUUUUUUCUCGAAAUACUUUCACUCACUUUUGCCUGCUGUAAUGACCAUUGUGAGCUUGGAGUCGAGCAGCUCCCGACGCGUCGGUUGUCAGCCAUUGUGGCCACAACAGAAGGCGGACUUGGUUGCCAACAUCGUUAGCUUGGCCAGUGGCCGUGCCGUGCAGUUGGUCAGUUCCAAUCGUAACGGCACUUUGAGCAGACGCGCGCGUUCCCUAAAAGUCAACUAAAAGUCACAGCUUACCCAUUGCAUAGGUCUACUAAUUUUGGAUAUUCAGAGGCGGUGCAUAGCCCCAAAGGAAACUAUUUUUAAACGACUCGAUUGGACUUUGACUCCUUAAUGAGAAUCAAAAUGCGCGCCUGUGGACCCAGCUUAAUCAAAUAUAUUCUAUUUGCCUUCAAUGUUCUAUUUGCGCUUUCUGGUUUGGGCAUUUUGGUGGCCGGCGCCAUCGUCCUGGCCGAUGUCCGUGAGUUCAAUCACUUUGUGGAGGGACGCGUGAUGGCGCCGCCCAUUGUGCUGAUCGUCACGGGGCUGAUCAUAUUUUUGAUUGCCUCGCUGGGCUGCUUCGGUGCCAUCAAGGAGUCGCCCACGCUGCUGCUAACGUAUGCCGUGCUGCUGGCCAUCAUCUUCAUCAUUGAGCUGGCCGUGGGCAUUGCGGCGAGCGUUUUCAAGAAGGAUCUGGAGGGCAUGCUGAAGAACUCGCUGCAGGAGUCCAUCAAGCGCUCCAACAGCGAGGACACCAUCGCCUGGGACAAUGUGCAGCGCAAGCUGAUGUGCUGCGGCGUGGACACUCCGGCCGACUGGCGCGCCCUCAGCUUGAACAAGACGCUGCCGGCCAGCUGCUGUCAGCCGCAGUUCAUUGACGCCGCCGUCGGGCACUGCACCGAGUCUCCGGCCCUGGGCAAGGACAAGUACUACCAGGAGGGCUGUGUCGGCAAGCUGAAGGAGCGCAUCGAUAAGAAUGCCGUUAUCCUGAUUGGAGUUGGCAUCGGCAUCGCCUUCAUACAAAUUUUAGGGAUUGUGCUCGCCUGCUAUCUGGCCUCGGUCAUACGGCACACGCGCCAGUCGAACUAAGGAUCAGCCAGGAGCUAGCUAAACUCAAUGUUAUUUUAUUAUAUAUUAUGGAUCUCAUGUCUGUCCGCUUAAAUAUAUAGAUCUAUAUGCAUAUAUGAGCUAUAUUCUGUGCACUAGCUAAAAUUUUCUGCUAAGCAAUUAGAAUUCUUAACUCUUUUCAAAGCAGGCGAAAUUUUCCUAAAAACUCUAUGAGUAAGGCGAGGGUCGCUCAGCAUGUUUAUAA